GGGCGGGACCGAGCGGGGCAGCGCGCAGGCAGGGCCGCCCCUUCCUGCUGCCGGGCCGGGCGCUGCACUGAAGCACGUGCUGGUGCCCAGUCCUGGAGAUCGAGGUGCUGGUGGAGCACAGCACAGCAUCUCCCUAUUCAUCUGCCACAGCCCCACCAUGGAGGUCAGCCACUCAGUCAAGGAGCGCACCAUCGCCGAGAACAGCCUGGUCAUCCUGCUGCAGGGCCUGCACGGCCACGUCACCACCGUGGACCUCCGUGAUGAGAGCACGGCCACGGGGCGCGUGGCCAACGUGGACGCCUUCAUGAACAUGCGCCUGGCCGAGGUGACCUUCACAGACAGGCGAGGCGAGGUGUCACAGCUGGACGAGAUCUUUGUGACCGGCAGGAACGUGCGCUACGUGCACAUCCCCGACGAGGUGGACAUCAGGGCCACCAUCGAGCGGCAGCUGCAGGCCAUCCACCGCGUGCGCUACUUCGGGGGCCGCGACAAGGGCAGGAGGGAGUUCCCUCGUGCCAAGCACAAAUGAGCCCCACUGCCUCCUCCAUGGGACACCGUGUUUUUCUCCAAUGAACAACCCAACUUCAAAGGGUCGGUGAUCUUCAGCUCCAUCCCUGUGCAACUGGCAGCUACUCCUCUAUUCUCUUCUUACGGUUUCUCAGCUCUCAAAGAAAGCCCUUUUGGCCACAA
Messenger RNA from Gallus gallus (chicken), 690 nucleotides. It is a transcript of the gene LSM10, whose product is annotated as LSM10, U7 small nuclear RNA associated. The coding region runs from base 158 to 529 and encodes 123 amino acids. Lineage: Eukaryota; Metazoa; Chordata; Aves; Galliformes; Phasianidae. Gene Ontology annotation, cellular component: cytoplasmic U snRNP body; nuclear body. The record is from RefSeq and is a predicted model, not a curated record. Gene Ontology annotation, biological process: mRNA 3'-end processing by stem-loop binding and cleavage. The transcript is spliced from 2 exons. Gene Ontology annotation, molecular function: histone pre-mRNA DCP binding; U7 snRNA binding.